Molecule: messenger RNA, 882 nt
Organism: Caenorhabditis elegans
Lineage: Eukaryota; Metazoa; Nematoda; Chromadorea; Rhabditida; Rhabditidae
Source: the annotation of a RefSeq genome assembly
AUGACUAAUAAACUUGAAAAACUCGCGGAUAAGUUGGAUUCGAUGAAAAUCUCAACUCCGAAAAUCCCAAUUAUUCAGGCAAUUUUGGACACUUUGAGAUCGCCAAUCAAAGAAAUUGCAUUGGAAUUCACCGAAAAUGAAACGAUCCUCUACAUUUGCACAAAAUACAAGGAAAAAACCGAAAACGCGAAUUUGAAAUGAGAAAAUUUGAUUGUCUACGGCUCUUCUCUGCAGAAAUACCGCGACAUGGAGCUGAAAAUCGACGGAAAACAGCAUUUUCAGUUGGCGUUGGCCGAUUUGAAGGAAAUUUUCGAGCAGAAGCUGGAAUUGCAGAAGAUCUGCAUCAGACAGACCCAGACACAGAAGAAUGCUCCGAUUUUGUUGGACUGGUUCAAGAAACACUCGUUCAAGCCGAUUUCCACGAAGAGAAUCUUUUUUAUCGGAAUGCCGCUCGCCACAAUGUCAUCAAUUCUCGCGUAUUUUAAAUCGGGAACUCUUGAAAAAAUUACAAUGGUGUGGGCAUUUGAACCCUAUGAUACGCAGAGACUUUUCGCGAUGGAUCAGUGGAAAAAAGCAAAAAUUCUCCACUUUUGCGGUGGUGAUGAAACAGAUCCGGAGAUUGCAAUCGAUAAUCUUUUUAAUUUCAAGCGAUUCGAUAUUUUUCUCGAUAAUGUUACCGUUUCCGAUGCAGAGAAGAUUAGAGAUACUAUCAUGAGAUCCAAGCAUUUCGAGCACUGCAAAAUUUACACCAGGAAGCAACGAGACGAAUCGAGAGUUCAUGCCAUCGCUGAUGUUCUUAAGCUCGCCCCAUAUCAUCGAAAAUUCCGUUUCCGAUACUCUGUCGACGAUUAUGAGCUUGUGAUCGACAAGGAAUUAGUUUAA